Messenger RNA from Anoplophora glabripennis (Asian longhorned beetle), 1702 nucleotides. Its product is annotated as zinc finger protein 480-like. Gene Ontology annotation, molecular function: DNA-binding transcription factor activity, RNA polymerase II-specific; zinc ion binding; RNA polymerase II transcription regulatory region sequence-specific DNA binding. The transcript is spliced from 5 exons. The record is from RefSeq and is a predicted model, not a curated record. Gene Ontology annotation, cellular component: nucleus. NCBI's taxonomy places the organism in Eukaryota, Metazoa, Arthropoda, Insecta, Coleoptera, Cerambycidae. The coding region runs from base 59 to 1702 and encodes 547 amino acids. Gene Ontology annotation, biological process: regulation of transcription by RNA polymerase II.
UGAAAGGUUUUUUUUUGUUAUAAAAUAUUUUCGCAUUAAUGUUAAAAAACUAUAAAGCAUGUUCAAAGAGGAAUCGUCCUGUAGGCUUUGCCUUAGUGUCGUAAAUGAUGAAAAUCUCGUAGUAAUAGAAGAAACUAUUAAAGCAGUUCUAGAUGUUCUUUUACUAAAACUAAACGGGAAAGAAAAGAAAGAAUCUAUAAUGUGCAAUGCCUGUUCCAUUAAACUGUUUGCGGCAUUCAACUUCAAGGCGACCUGUACGGAUACCGAGGACCGUAUCUUUCCAUACAUCGAUUCUGAAAUGGAGACGCCGGUCGACCUAAGAGAAAUUUAUCUAAAGGAAAGAGGUAAAGAGCAUUUAAAAGAUAUGUUGGAAGACGAGAGGAUUUGUCGUUUGUGUAUGCAAGUGAUAACCUGUGGAUUUACACCAGCAAAAGAACUGGAUGUCGAUACACUCUGUCAAUAUAUUCCCGAAGUGAACUUGACUUCCACCACAGAUACCGUUAUUUGCAAUGUCUGCAUCAAUUCUUUGGUCACCCACACGAGUUUCUUAAAGGGCUGUUUUAACGUGGAAGAGAAAAUUACAAAUAUUUCAGACAACAGAAGAACCAUAGAGAGUCCAUUUCAUAUUAUCACAGAAGAAAUUGAACUAAAAUCCGAAGAUUACAAAGCAUCUCCCUCGGAAGAUGAAGACUCUGACAGCGCAAGUGGCUGUCGAUCUGAAUUUGAGGAAACCGCAAAUAUUUCUACGGGCAACCGUAAAAGGAAACAAAGGAAAUACCUUACACGACACCAGUUGAAACACAAAAACAUCCUCGAAGAGCAUGUGUUAAAAUGUCACUUAUGCAGUUAUACAACUAUUUAUAAGAAGCGUUUUGCACGCCAUCAGCUCAGACACAAAAACAUCCCAGAAGAGCAGAUGUACAAAUGUGACUCCUGUGAAUAUAAGACCAUUUUAAAACGCUAUCUUAUACGACACCAGCGAAUACACAAUAGCGUUCCUCGAAAGCGGGAAUUUAAAUGUGAUUCGUGUGACUAUAAAGCUGCUCAUAAGAGCCGUCUUAUGCAACAUCAACUGAAACACAAAUACAUCCCCGAAGAACAGAUGUUGAAAUGUGACUCGUGCGAUUACAAAACCGGUCAAGAGAGAUACUUUACACAACACCUGUUGAGACACAAAGACAUCUCCGAGGAGCAGAUGUUUAAAUGCUGUUCGUGCAGCUAUAAAACUGUUUACAAGCAACACCUUGCAGAUCAUCAACUUACACACAAAGACAUCUACGAGGAGAAGAGGUAUAAAUGUGAUUUGUGCGAUUUUAAAACUGAUUAUAAGGGCAAUAUGGCACAACAUCAACUUAGACACAAAGGAAUCCUCGAGAUGUUGAAGUGCGAUUCCUGCGAUUUUGAAACACAUGCAAGGAGCAGUCUUGCACGACAUCGACGAAAACACAGAGCCUUCCGGGAAGGUCAAAUGUAUAAAUGUAAUUCCUGUGAUUACAAAACCGUUUUUAAGCCCUAUCUUACACAACAUCAACUGAGACACAAAGACAUCCCCGAAGAACAGAUGUUGAAAUGUGAUUCGUGCGAUUACAAAACCGGUCAAGAGAGAUACUUUACACAACACCUGUUGAGACACAAAGGCAUCUCCGAGGAGCACAUAUCAUCAACUUACACACAAAGACGUCUCCGAGGAGAAGAGAUAUAA